Molecule: messenger RNA, 1697 nt
Organism: Aspergillus campestris IBT 28561
Lineage: Eukaryota; Fungi; Ascomycota; Eurotiomycetes; Eurotiales; Aspergillaceae
Exons: 2
Coding region: 413-1348 (311 amino acids)
Source: RefSeq, a predicted model, not a curated record
CUUCGGAGACGCCUUCUACUAUGGUCCGGAAAGGCUGGCCACUCGAUUCGCCGAUGACGAAGCCGCCCGUAUCGAGAGUGGCUUCGCUGAUUCGACCUUCAAUACCGUGCUGCAGAGGAUUGAGAAUGAAGCUUCUGAGGUCCGACCCGACUCGUUUUGAUUUCUUGCUUCUUUCCUUGGCCAUUUCUUUUUCAACCUGUCUGUCGAAGGACUGUCAAGACUCUCGCACCCCCUCAACAUGCACUAUGCAUCCAUUGGACUGUGGUCGGAUCUCAUGCACUCAUUCCCCCAAUCCCCGCAAUCCCGUGACCAACCUGUUCAUCUACCGUGCUAGACUUGCCUUGCUUGUUUAUUCUCUUCCUGGCCAGUCACUUACCGAUGGCAGGACAAGCGCAUUUUCAUCAAGGACAUCAUGCACUACCUUCUUCCUCCCGACAGGCUCCCCGCCAGUAUCGCCCCCUCAUUGCAGAGAAUCAAACGCGGCGUCGGGACCAACCCGGUCGCCAACGGCGAUGAUUCCGCCGUGGGGACAGCAAACGGCGGCAGCUGUCCCAACGGCACCCCUGGGGCCGACGGCACCGACGCGGAUCGGCGCAGUCAAGCCCCCACCGACAAAUACACGAAGCCGCUCAAAAUCGCGUCCAAGCAGCCCUACCCAUACGGCACACCUGCCGAACCAGGCAACCCAACAAUCAUGCCCAAGGCCACGCUGGCGCAGUUCCACUUCGCGUUCCUGAUCCGCGACCCGCACUUCAGCGUGCCGUCGUACUACCGCUGCACGAUCCCGCCGCUUGACGACGUCACUGGAUUCUACUACUACGACCCGUCGGAGGCGGGCUACGACGAGCUGCGCCGCAUGUUCGACUUCUUGCGCGCCGAGGGCCAGAUCGGCCCACACGUCGCCACGCGCGAGGACUCCGCGGACGACAUCGUCGACAACCGCCGUCGCGCGGUGGUCUCCAACGGAGUGGGCGGUGGUGGCCGCGCAGGCGACGAGAUUUGCGUCAUCGACGCGGACGACCUACUCGACAAGCCGGCGCCCAUGAUCGAGGCGUUCUGCCGCAGUGUCGGGGUCGAGUACGACCCGGACAUGCUCCAGUGGGACAGCCCUGAAGAGCAUCACUACGUGGGCGAGAAGUUCGAGAAGUGGAGGGGCUUCCACAACGACGCGAUCGAGUCUGGGGGCUUACAGGCGCGGAAACAUCCCCGCCCCGUCAAAACCGAAGAACAGUACGACCAGGACUGGACCGCCAAGUACGGCGCCGACGCAGCCGCGCUUAUCCGCAAGACGGUCGACGCCAACAUGGCCGAUUACCUGUAUCUGAAGCAGUUUGCGAUGAAGGUUUAGCCUCGUAAACUGACGAUACUAUCGUAUCUGCGAUGACUGAUGAAUUGCGAUGAAUCGUUCUUGACUUGUUCUUGAUUCGUUCUCGGCUUGUUCUUGACUCGUUCUUGAAAUUGUUCUUGAAUCCGUUUGAAUCAUUCUUGAUCAUAUAUAUGCGUUCUGUCUACUAGUUCUGUCUUGUUUAUCAUCGUCUGGCUGGCACUAUCUACCUGGUCAGACGUUACGAGUGAUGACAUGUUCGUUUUACUUACGUAUCGUGUGUCUUUGACGGUUGUUUUGGGUUAUGGUUAGGAAUGGGAGACUGUAUCUAUCUAUCUAUUGUUAUUAUCUACUAUCUUUCAUCUACUUUAAG